CAGUGAGUGAACAAACUUCAUUGCUAUACCACCUUACUAUAUGUCAAUGAACAUAGUAUCUUACAAAAAAUAAUCCGAAUUGAUGUGAGAAUAUUUUCCCAAAGAAAAUUUUGUAAAAAUGGCAAGUUUGUGUGGUCGUUUACUCUCCAAUGCCGUUCGCCGUAACUUCUUCGUGGCUCCAGCCAUCCAAUAUCGUCAUAAAUCUUACAAGAUGCCGGAUCCAAUUGACCACGCAACCGGUUUGGAAAAGAAGGAACUUUUAGCCGCGUUAGCUGGUAAUGAUGAUCCAUACCAUAUGAAAGCAAUCAAACGAGGUGUUGGUACCAAAGAUAAACCAACUUUAAUUCCAUCAGCUUUUGAUGCCCGUAUUCUUGGAUGUAUAUGCCAUGAAGAUCAGACAUAUGUUCAAUGGAUGUGGCUGUAUAAAGAUGUUCCGAAACGGUGCGAAUGCGGUCAUUGGUAUAAACUUUACUACGUUGAGCCGUUUGUGGAUGAAUCAAUUCUGGCCUUGUCAGAUGUUCACUAAAGACGUUCAGACAUACAGUAAAUUUUUCAGUAAUAGCUGCAGAAAAGUUUUCACCACGAAUCAUAAUUUGAUAGAUGUAUCUGAUGGAUAAUGUGAAAAUGUAAUUGAAAAAAUAAAAAAAAAAUAAUUCAAUAAAGUUA
Contarinia nasturtii (swede midge) is the source of this 666-nucleotide messenger RNA. RefSeq names its product cytochrome c oxidase subunit 5B, mitochondrial-like. The transcript has 3 exons. The record is from RefSeq and is a predicted model, not a curated record. Gene Ontology annotation, biological process: mitochondrial electron transport, cytochrome c to oxygen. The coding region runs from base 119 to 526 and encodes 135 amino acids. Lineage: Eukaryota; Metazoa; Arthropoda; Insecta; Diptera; Cecidomyiidae. Gene Ontology annotation, cellular component: mitochondrial envelope.